Messenger RNA from Branchiostoma floridae (Florida lancelet), 1240 nucleotides. Its product is annotated as mediator of RNA polymerase II transcription subunit 7-like. Lineage: Eukaryota; Metazoa; Chordata; Leptocardii; Amphioxiformes; Branchiostomatidae. Gene Ontology annotation, molecular function: transcription coregulator activity. The record is from RefSeq and is a predicted model, not a curated record. The transcript has 4 exons. Gene Ontology annotation, biological process: regulation of transcription by RNA polymerase II. Gene Ontology annotation, cellular component: core mediator complex; mediator complex. Bases 17 to 691 code for a protein of 224 amino acids.
UUUCGUACUACAGAAGAUGGCGGAAGGUGAGGGCGAGGCAGGGGUGAGUGCCAUGCCCCUCCCCCCCAUGCAGUUUGUCAGCCAGUACACGACGGAGAAUGUUUCCCGCGGCCUGGCGCCCCCUCCGCCUCCACCAAUCACAGACCAGUACUCCAUGUUUGGCAGCGACUACCAGGUGGACGACCAGAUCAUCCGGCCGCUGGAGUCUCAGGGAAUCCGUCGCCUCCAUCCAGACAAGUUUGACCACAAGCUGGAGCUGAAGAAGCUGAACCACUCAAUCCUGGUCAACUUCCUGGACCUGCUGGACAUCCUCAUCAAGUCCCCCAACACUCCUCGCAGGGAGGAGAAGAUUGACGACCUGAACCUGCUGUUCAUCCACAUGCACCACCUGAUUAACGAGUACCGGCCGCACCAGGCGCGGGAGACUCUGCGCGUCAUGAUGGAGGUGCAGAAACGACAGAGGCUGGAGACCGCAGACAGGUUCCAGCAGCACCUGGACCGAGUCAUCGACAUGCUGAAGCAGUGCGUGCAGUCCAUGCCCGAGGACAUAGGGGGCGCUUCUGACAGCGAGGACGUCAAGCCGAACCUGGAGGAGCUGAACCGACGGGCGGGAAUCUCGCAGAGCAAACGCGACGAGGACUACGGGAAAGACAGACUCAUGUGCAGCAUAGUGGACAACAUCAAGUCAUGAUAAACAGCAUAGUGGACAACAUCAAGUCAUGAUGAACACAGCAUAGUGGACAACAUCAAAUCAUUAUGAACAACAUAGUGGACAACUUCAAAUCUUGACAAAAAGCUGAACUACAGGAAAAACAGACUCAAGUGCAGCAUAGUGGACAACAUCAAGUCAAGAUAUUGAUAAAUAGCUGAACUUUGUUGCCACAUGAUUAACAUUACUGUAUGAACAUUAGCUGGUACUUGUGAUGGUCUAACUCUUGUGGAGAGCUGGAGAUGGAUGCAAGAAGAUGCCUUUAUACUGAUUUAUUCCAGAAGUGUUAAGACGGACUGAUGUUGUGUUGCUCUGUGUUCGGAGCAGGACCAGAGAUGGAACUGGUAUCUUGCAUUAAGUAUUCGAUAAGCAACCUAAUUUUGACAGUUCUGGGGAUAGAUUGUUACACUUACUGUGUCCAGCGACUAACAAAAGACAGCGGGUGCUGUCUAAAACAUUUGACUGUUCCCAAAUUUAUUUUCCAGUUGCUUGAGUAAUACUUAUCCAGUGUACAAUUAAGUAUAUGACAAA